UGACUUACAAGAUUAGUGCUGACAGACACUUCUCAGCUCUGUUCGGGAGAGCAGCUCUGUAAUGCGCUUGUGGUUUCAGAUGUGGGCGGCCUGUGUGAACCUGUCGUGCAAGGCUCACGUCACCAACUGCUGCAGUUAUCUCCUGAAUCAGGCUGAGGGUCUUUGCUGUGCACCCAGAGACAGUUGGGUGACAAAUCACCUCCAGGUUGGGGAUGCCUCAGACUUGUGAUGGGACUGGGCAGAUGCAUCUGGAAAGGGCCCUCAGCCCAGUCCCUUGCAGGCUGGACCUUGGAGAGUGAGGCCCUGAGGCGAGACAUGGGCACCUGGCUCCUGGCCUGCACCUGCGUCUGCACCUGUGUCUGCUUGGGAGUCUCUGUCACAGGGGAAGGACGAGGGCCAAGGGCUGGAAACUUCACCUGCCUCAACAACAACAUUCUCAGGAUCGAUUGCCGUUGGUCUGCCCCAGAGCUGAGCCAGGGCUCCAGCCCCUGGCUCCUCUUCACCAGCAACCAGGCUCCCGGCGGCACACAUAAGUGCAUCUUGCAGGGCAGUGAGUGCACCGUAGUGCUGCCACCCGAGGCAGUGCUCGUGCCAUCUGACAAUUUCACCAUCACUUUCCACCACUGCGUGUCUGGCAGGGAACAGGUCAGCCUGGUGGACCCGGAGUACCUGCCCCGGAGACACGUGAAGCUGGACCCGCCCUCUGACUUGCAGAGCAACAUCAGCUCUGGCCACUGCAUCCUGACCUGGAGCAUCAGUCCUGCCUUGGAGCCAAUGACCACACUUCUCAGCUAUGAGUUGGCCUUCAAGAAGCAGGAAGAGGCCUGGGAGCGGGCCCAGCACAGGGAUCACAUUGUCGGGGUGACCUGGCUCGUACUUGAAGCCUUUGAGUUGCACCCUGGCUUUAUCCAUGAGGCCAGGCUGCGUGUUCAGAUGGCCACACUGGAGGAUGACGUGGCAGAGGAGGAGCGUUACACAAGCCAGUGGAGCGAGUGGAGCCAGCCUGUGUGCUUCCAGGCUCCCCAGAGACAAGGCCCUCUGAUCCCACCCUGGGGGCAGCCAGACAACACCCUUGUCGCUGUGUCCGUCUUCCUCCUGCUGAUUGGCCUGACUUACCUCCUGUUCAAGCUUUCACCCAGGGUGAAGAGAAUCUUCUACCAGAACGUGCCCUCUCCAGCGGCGUUCUUCCGGCCCCUCUACAGUGUGCACAAUGGGAACUUCCAGACUUGGAUGGGGGCCCACAGGGCCGGUGUGCUGCUGAGCCAGGACUGUGCUGGCACCCCACAAGGAGCCUCGGAGCCCUGCAUCCAGGAGGCCGUCGCACUGCUCACCUGUGGCCCAGUGCAUCCUUGGAAAUCUGUGGCCCUGGAGGAGGAAGAGGAGGGCACUGGGACCAGGCUUCCAGGGAACCGGAGCUCAGAGAAUGUGCUGCCAGCAGGGUGUAUGGGGUGGAGGGCACAGACCCUUGCCUAUCUGCCACAGGAGGACUGGGCCCCCACGUCCCCCACCGGGUCAGCUCCUCCAGACUCAGAGGGCAGCAGCAGCAGCAGCAGUGACUACUGUGCUUUGGGCUGCUAUGGGGGAUGGCACCUCUCAGCCCUCCCAGGGAACACGCAGAGCCCUGGGCCCAUCCCAGCCCUGGCUUGUGGCCUUUCCUGUGACCAUCAGGGCCUGGAGACCCAGCAAGGAGUUGCCUGGGUGCUGGCUGGCCACUGCCAGAGGCCUGGGCUGCAUGAGAACCUCCAGGGCAUGUUGCUCCCUUCAGUCCUCAGCAAGGCUCGGUCCUGGACAUUCUAGGUCCCUGACUCGCCAGACGCAUCAUGUCCAUUUUGGGAAAAUGAACUGAGGUCUCUGGAGCCCUUGUCUGGGACUGGACCUCCUGAGAAGGGGCCCCUAGCAGUGGUCAGAGGUCCUGUCUGGAUGGAGGCUGGAGGCUCCCCUUCAACCCCUCUGCUCAGUGCCUGUGGGGAGGAGCCUCUACCCUCAGCAUCCUGGCCACAGGUUCCUCCUUCCACUGUUCCUUUUCUUUAUCCCUGGCCUCUCUGAGAAGAGGGGUGUGGUCUCUCAGCUGUUCUGCCCUCAUACCCUUAAAGGGCCAGCCUGGGCCCAGUGGACACAGGUAAGGCACCAUGACCACCUGGUGUGACCUCUCUGUGUCUUCCUGAGGCACCUUUCUAGAGAUUAAAACGAGCUUGAUGGCUAUUCCAAAGUGUUGAUAGCUGGGAGGAGGGGCCAGAGGAGGGGUGAGGGGUGGGGUUUGUCCAGCCCUGGGCUUUCUGGGCUCUAGAGACAGCACAGUGGAGGCUCAAUGACAGUUCUGGGGACAGCAGGGUGGAGGUUCAGGGCAGUUUCGGGACAGCAGGGUGGAGGCUCAGGGACAGUUCCUGGGAGGCCAGCACCCUCAUUCCUCCUUGUCCUCAUCCUCCCACUUGCUCCAGGAAAGUGAGAACUGAGGCUGGAGCUCCUAGACAGUCAGGCCUGGAAGGGACCAUCCAGCAGUGAUGGUGGUCUGUGAAGGGUCCUGCUUCUGUCCUCAGCCUCUCAGAGGGUGGGCUUGGUGAGGAGCUGUGGUCUGGAGAGAGUGGCAGUUGCAGCAGAACAUGCCUGCAUUUGUUUCCUAGGGCUGCCGUAACAAAGUGCCACAAAGUGGGUAUCUUAGAACCACAGAGAUUGUUAUCUCACAGUUCUGAAGUCCAGAAGUUGGAAACAAAGAUGUUGGCAGUAUUCCCGACCACAUGUUCUUAGGCUCCCAUGAAACAGAAGUUGAUACGAGGCCAAGCAGGUUUCCCAGACAAGGCUUUAUUGAGUCUUAUGGCCUGAAAGGUUGGGCAGAAGAGAGACAGUGCAGGAGGAAGGAUUCUUGGCUGGCUCCCCAAGGGGAAUGCAUUGUGGUGUCUUAAGGAGGGUGACAUGCAUAAUUUAUGAGGUAGGUGAGUGUCAUUACAUGUAUGGGAUGGAGUGAAGGGUGCUCAGAUGCAUGCUAACACAUACGUUGUGUGAUCAGAAAAUGGCAGAUAAGCCCCUCCCUGGGUGAGGACUUUAGUAUUAUCAUAAGGCCAGGGUAAUUCUCCUGGCCUUGUGCACAAGCAGGUGAUAGAGUCAACUCCCCUGACUAAGACUUAUGGCAUGAUGCUACUUACCUUAUUUUUUUUUCAGACAGUUGGCAAGGUCUGGUUAGCGAGUCUGGUGCUGCAAGUUCUAGUGGUCAGCAGGCACGUAUGGAACAACACGUUAGUGGGGGUGGGCCAAGUCCCAUUUCUACUCUGUCUCAGCAGGGCCAUGCUCCCUCUGAAGGCACUAGGGAAGGAUUAGUUUCAGGCCUUUCUUCAGGUUCUGUUAGUUUCUUGGCUUGUGACACCAAAGCUGUAAUCUUUUUGUUUUGUUUUGUUUUUGAGACAGAGUUUUGUUCUUGUCACCCAGGCUGGAGUGCAAUGGCACAAUCUCGGCUCACUGCAACCUCCACCUCCACCUCCACCUUCAAG
Molecule: messenger RNA, 3482 nt
Organism: Rhinopithecus roxellana (golden snub-nosed monkey)
Lineage: Eukaryota; Metazoa; Chordata; Mammalia; Primates; Cercopithecidae
Gene: IL9R
Product: interleukin 9 receptor
Exons: 9
Coding region: 229-1797 (522 amino acids)
Biological process (GO): immunoglobulin mediated immune response; cytokine-mediated signaling pathway
Cellular component (GO): membrane; external side of plasma membrane
Molecular function (GO): interleukin-9 binding; interleukin-9 receptor activity
Source: RefSeq, a predicted model, not a curated record